Messenger RNA from Tarenaya hassleriana, 702 nucleotides. RefSeq lists its product as uncharacterized. The transcript is spliced from 4 exons. Lineage: Eukaryota; Viridiplantae; Streptophyta; Magnoliopsida; Brassicales; Cleomaceae. Bases 64 to 702 code for a protein of 212 amino acids. The record is from RefSeq and is a predicted model, not a curated record.
GAGGCUUGGAUCACUGUGUGGAAACCAUAUGUUGAACAGUAUAAUGAACUAAGUACGGGCCAGAUGUGGAUUUCUAGCAAAGGUUCUAAUCAGCAGGGAGUUAAUGUGAUGGAAGCGGGUUGGCAGGUAAAUCCAAUAUUGUACGGCGAUGGAAACCCGAGACUCUUUGUUUAUUGGACUGGUGACGGGUACGAGAAAACAGGCUGCUACGACCUCAAAUGUCAGGGCUUUGUCCAAAUCAGCAGCAAGACCGCCGUUGGUGCGGCCUUCAACCGCUAUUCAACAAUUAGUGGUCCGGAAUAUAAAUGCAUCUUUCUUAUAAGGAAGGAUCCCAUAAGCGGAAAUUGGUGGCUCCUAACCAAUAAUCGCCAAGUCGGUUAUUGGCCGAAUUCUCUCUUUCCAUUUCUAAAGGACUUGGCAUCAAAAGCGGUAUGGGGAGGAGAGAUCAAUAAUCUAAGGAAGAAUGGGCGACACACUUCCACUUGCAUGGGAAGUGGCCGCUUCGCGGAGGAUGGUCGUGGGAAGGCGGCUUUAAUAAGCCGCAUUACCGUACUCCAGCGGAACCUGAAGAAGGAGCCCGAAAAAGGCUUUCCCUUCGUCACUGACAAGGGAUGUUACAAUUUACAUUAUAACCGUCUUGACCCUAAGUUGGGAUCACACCUCUUCUUCGGUGGAAUUGGUCAAAACUCUAAUUGCCUUUGA